Messenger RNA from Schistosoma rodhaini, 4425 nucleotides. The record is from the annotation of a GenBank genome assembly. NCBI's taxonomy places the organism in Eukaryota, Metazoa, Platyhelminthes, Trematoda, Strigeidida, Schistosomatidae.
UUCCAAGCUUUUUUUUAUUUGUCGCACAUAUGUGGUAAACAGUUUUACUGUGUUAUUUUUUGUUAUGUGUAGCAGUAGGUUUGUUGUUUUAUCUAUCAUCCGUUUGUCAUGCUUAACGUAGGUAUAGACACGUGCUACAAAGUUUCUAUCCAUAUAAAGAUAAGGAAGGUUAAAAUGCAUGUCACUGACAUGUUCAAUGCGUGAAAGGGGGGAAUAUAUAUAUAUAUAUAUUUAUAGGAUAGAAAACAAAUUCAUUGGGUAUUAUGUAUAUGUAUGUAAGUGUUGAUACCUAAAUCUGUGAGCAAUUGAAGCGAAUAUGAAAUGCAAUAAUAUAGAUAAUUUAUUAAGAUCUUUACAUUCGAAACAAAUCGUUAUAUAUUCUUACAAUGUAAUCGUUUCAAUCAUAUCUAUACACCACCAUCACUUAUCAACAUAUACUUUCUAAGAGGUUAGCAUUAACAAAACUACAUAAUUCCGUUAAUUGUAUCUGAUGUGUUUCACGUUAGUUGGCGGCAGACGUCAAAAUCACUGAGAUACAUAUAUUCCUCCUAUUUUUUUUCUUCGAAAAAAAGACGAAGAGUAGCAAUUUGUUGCACAAUGAAUGAUUACAUUUACACGUUACCUAUUACCCAACCAUUUAAAAAUAUUAAUAAUAAUAAUGAUAAUUUUUAUUCGACUGCAUUUACAACAACUAUCGCUCCUACUACUAGUACUAAUACUAGUCCUACUGGAACAAUAACAGUCAAUAAAACCGUACUUUGUAAUGAUGUAUCAAAUGAUCAAAAGGAUUAUUGUUAUAAUUAUACAACGGAACCACAACAGUUUGAAUCAAUACCUUUAUCACUGUUCAAUAUUCAAAAACAAAAUGAUCCAAUUGUCAAUAAUGAAUACUAUGUAUCUGAUGGAAAUUUGCUAAACAAUAAUAACCAUAGUGAUUAUCAUAAUAUAUUACCAACACAAUCAUAUCCUUUUUAUCCAGUAAAGUAUAAUGAAUUGACCAAAGAUGUGUAUCAUUCAAUACAGACCAGUUCUUUUAAUAAGAAUGAUUUAGAUAUUCAAGCACAAUCAAAUUAUAUGAAUGAUAAUAUCAAUCAUAAUAAUAAUAAUGAUAAUAAUAAUAAUCCCAUACAGUUACCAACUACUGAUACUUAUGAAUAUCAACAACAGGUAACUCCUAUCAUAAAUGAACAAUAUUUAUAUACUACUAAUAUAUUAGAUAAAUUUAUAACAAAAAAUGAUUGGAAUCAACAAACUAUAAUUACAGAAUCAUCUAAUCUAAUAAAAUGUAAAACACAAAAUUCUUUAUGUCAUACACCAGAUUCUAAAAAUUCAACAGGAUUUAUUAGUUUAAAUGAGAAUAAUCAUUUAGAACAUCAACGAUUACCUCAUCUAACCUCCGAUCUGGAUUGUCAUAUUCCUAACUUAAGUGACUAUUCUAUAAUAUCAAAAAAUGAUGAGGUGAACACUUCUCAAACGAAAUCGACUUAUCAUUUACCAACGGAACUCAACAGAAAACGUAAAUCCUCCAAUCAUAUACCACUUGAAAAAUCAAUGAGUCUAUUCCACGAUCAACACUCAUCUUUAUCCAAAUAUCAUCAUACACUUAAAACAAAUAGACCAACACACAAGUUUACUUAUCAUUCUACUAAUACUUAUAAUGCUAAUGGUAAUUAUACUACUUGCAAUAAUGUUACUCGUCAUUUAAAAUCCUUACAAAAUAAACACAUCACUCCUGAUAAUACUUGUUGUCAUACAUAUGAUUCAUAUAUACAUAAUGAAAAUUUAUUACAAUCAUUUAACAAUAAAACUAGUUCAAAAGUAAAAAAUCAAACAAUCAUACCAUCAUCUUCAUCAUCAUCUAAUAGUAUUCUAUCACGUUCACCAUAUAAAUGUCGUAAAUGUAAAGGACAUGGUAUGUCUGAACCAGUUAGACAACAUAAACGUAAUUGUCCAUAUCGUGAUUGUACAUGUGAUAUGUGUUAUUUAGUUGAAAAAGGUCGUCGUAUUGUAGCUCAACAAAUUGCAUUAUUUCGUGAUCAAAAAAAUCAUAAUAUUCAAAAAUUAUCAUAUCAAAAAGAUCGUUCUAUAAAGAAUAUAAUAAUUAAAGAAUCAUUAAAUAAUAUAAAUGAAGAUAAUGGACCACAUUGUCGUCGAUGUCGUAAUCAUGGACAUAAUAUUUCAUGGAAAGGUCAUAAAAAAACAUGUCCAUAUAAAGAAUGUUAUUGUGAUCAAUGUAUUUUAAUAUCAUUACGUAAAUCAAAUGAAAAAGAUCUAAGAGAAGUAACUCAAGAAUUUAUUGAUAGUCAACCAGAGAAUGGAGAAAAGAAAACAUCAACAAAGAAUACUUCGGCUAACUAUGAGACAAAUACAUGUAGCUUUAAUGAAAAAUGUUACAUUAUUAAUUCAAACUUCAGUUCAACCACUUCAGAAGAUUAUAAUCACAAUGCUUUAUAUAAUCCAUACUCUAAUAACGAUCCAGUCGUUUCUUUCGAUGAAAAUUGUAAAGCUCAUGAUUCAUUUUACCCACCUUUAGUAAAUAAAACUUGUGUAAAUUCAUUGAUCCAUCACUUAGUCACUUCUUCCAAUACUACAACUUUGGAUCCAUUCUAUACAACACAUAUCAGUAAGUGUGAAAAUAAACAAAUAUGUUGCUCUUCAACUACAUUUUCACAUUUAAAAUCUAUAGAAAAUCCUAAUCUUGAGCCUUCAACCUAUCGAGAAGCAUUCAACAACAUUACAAAAUCAUUUAAUUUUUCAGAAAAUACAAAUUCUUUAAAUUUUGACAAGAAUGAAUUCAAUUCACAAAAGAUACCUGACAAAACAGAGUUUAUAUUUCAUAAUAAUCAUAAUUGUUUUUCAUCAUUUGAUUGUCCUACUUCAUUAAUCUCAUCAACAAUUUCAACAAAUAAGAUUCAUGAAUCAGAUCAUAAUACAAGUCAGUUAGUUGAAUUGAAUUCAACACAAACAUUUUGUAAUUCAAAUAUGAAUACUGGAUCAUCAUUAAUAAGAACAAAAUAUGAUACAAUUGUCAAUCCUAACAUUUCAUUUAAAACAAACUAUUUAAAUGAUUUUGAAGUUAACAGUACAAAUCAUAAUUCAGAACAAUUCUUAAGUAAUCAAUCAAUUGAAAUAAAUAAAUCUAUGUUAGAAAAUAAAUACCAUGAAAGUUACAUAACAGAUUGUUCACAGGAUGUUUCUAUGGAUUGUAUAAAUUCAAAUAAUGAUCAUUUUAAGAAUUUAGAUCAACAAUUUAGAUCACAAUUUAAUAAAGAAUACAUCAAUAGUAACUUUUAUCAUUUACAAGGAUAUCAAAAACCAAACUCUAGUUCUUUAAUAUCAUCCUCUACUCUUAAAAAUACAAUUACAGACUAUAUAUAUCAUUCGGAAGAGAAAAAUACAAUUUAUCCUACAGAUUAUUUAUCACAUUCAGUAAAUCUUAAUGAAGAUAAACUUAUUCGACCAACAACAAAUCAUGCUGCUGCUUUAGCUGCUGCUGCAGCUGCAGCUGUUGCAUUUCAUCAUGAAGUAGUCAGUCAACAAAAACAUCAAGAAGAAUAUACUCAACAUAUUGAAGAUAUUAAACAAGUAUAUAAACAAUCAGAUGUUCAAUUAGAACAACAAAAUCUAUUCAAUACUAAUAAUAUUACUACUAUCACUACUACUACUACUACUACUACUACUACUACUGAUACUAUCAGUAAUAUGAAUAACAAUCAUAAUAUAAAUUCUAUGAAAGAUAGAUUAAAUAUGAUCCAAGAAUCAAUAAAUACACCAUUAAAUUUUUUAAAUAUGUCUAAUAUGUUAAAUGAUGAAAAACAAAAUUAUUCCAAUGAUCAUCUAAUGAUUACAUCACCAUUAUUACAAUCAAUUCAAACAAAUUAUAAACCAAAAAUUGUAAAAUCUAAUGAAAAUUCAUUAAAAAAUUCAUUAAAUUUAUCGAAUAAUAAUAAUAAUAUAAAAAAUAAUAAUCAAUAUAAUCAUAACCUUGAUCUAUUCACUCAUUAUUCAUUAGAUUCAAAUAAACAACAACAACAACCACCACCACAGCAACAACCACAGAAACCCCAGCAACAACAACAACAAUAUUUAACUAAAGAUACAUUAAAUAUUCAUAAUUAUAAUACUAUAAAAUAUAAUAAUAUUACUGAUUAUAUUCAAUAUAAUUCUAAUAUAAAAUUAAAUCAUGAAAUUAAUAAAUUACAAAUUAUACAUUUAACUAAUGCAAUUAUAUUACCAUCAAAACAAUCAUCUUUAAAACAAAUACCAUAUGAAUAUAAUAAUAAUAAUACCAAUAUCAAUACUACUACUACUACUAAUAGUAAUAAUAAUGAUAAUGAUACAUGGAAUUCAUUACCAAAUGAAUGUAAUAAUCUUUUUAAAAAAUUUGAUGUAUCAUCUCAUGUAUUUAAGCAUAUAGGAUUAUAA